AGUGUCUGUUCUGUCAGAGUGAGUGAGUGAGUGAGAGAGAGAGUUUUAGAGUGAGAAAGUGGUGCUUCUAGAGAGAGAGAAUCUCAGGCGUCUGCGCACAUUGAUACACCGAUAGAUACGGCUGGUACAUUCCUAGCGAGGAUGGAGGAUCGAGAGGAGGAAGAGGAGGUGAUGGGGUCGAGCUUGACGAUGGAGAAGGUGGCGGCAGCGAAGCAGUUCAUAGAGAACCACUAUAGAGCUCAGAUGAAGAACAUUCAAGAGCGCAAAGAGAGACGAUGGGUGUUAGAGAGGAAAUUAGCGUCUACAGAUGUGCCUAGGGAGGAAAAGAUCAAUCUAAUCAAAGAUUUAGAGCGAAAAGAGACAGAAUUUAUGCGACUAAAAAGGCACAAGAUAUGCGUUGAUGAUUUUGAGCUUUUAACAAUCAUUGGGAGGGGGGCCUUUGGUGAGGUCCGAUUGUGCCGGGAGAAGAAAUCUGGCAAUAUUUAUGCCAUGAAAAAGUUGAAGAAAUCUGAAAUGGUUAAGAGAGGACAGGUGGAACACGUCAGAGCUGAGAGGAACUUGCUGGCAGAAGUUGCCAGCCAUUGCAUAGUGAAGCUUUAUUACUCAUUUCAGGAUGCUGAGUACUUAUAUUUGAUUAUGGAAUAUCUGCCUGGUGGCGACAUGAUGACUCUACUGAUGAGGGAAGACACCUUAACAGAAAAUGUGGCUAGAUUUUACAUUGCACAGAGUGUCCUGGCCAUAGAGUCUAUUCACAAACAUAAUUACAUUCACAGGGAUAUUAAGCCUGACAACCUUCUCCUGGACAAGUAUGGCCAUAUGAAGCUCUCAGAUUUUGGCCUCUGCAAGCCUCUUGAUUGUACUACUUUAUCUACACUGCAUGAAAAUAGUGUCAUGGAUGAUGAAAACUCGAGAGAUCCAAUGGACAUUGAUGGUUGUUUUCCUGAUGCGGGUAAUGGGAGUACUUGGAAAAGCCCUCUUGAACAGCUUCAGCACUGGCAAAUGAACAGAAGAAAGUUGGCAUUUUCAACUGUGGGAACACCAGAUUACAUAGCUCCUGAAGUACUACUGAAAAAGGGAUAUGGAAUGGAAUGUGACUGGUGGUCACUGGGAGCAAUAAUGUAUGAAAUGCUUGUUGGUUACCCUCCAUUUUAUUCAGAUGACCCGAUAACCACAUGCAGAAAGAUCGUUCAUUGGAAAAAUCAAUUAAAAUUUCCAGAAGAUGCAAAGUUGACGUUUGAGGCUAAGGAUCUUAUUUGCAGGUUGCUGUGUGAUGUUGAACAUAGGCUAGGUACUGGAGGUGCACACCAAAUUAAAGCUCAUCCUUGGUUCAAGGAUGUCUUAUGGGAGAAACUCUAUGAAAUGGAAGCAGCAUUCAUGCCAGAAGUCAAUGGGGAGCUAGAUACACAGAACUUUAUGAAGUUUGAUGAAUUGGAUUCUCCAAUCCCUGCAAGGAGUGGCUCGGGCCCCUCACGAAAGAUGCCAUUAACUACAAAAGAUCUAAGCUUUGUUGGCUAUACAUACAAGAAUUUUGAUGCUGUGAAAGGCUCUUCUGGUCUCAAAAGAAGCACGUCGCUGAAACAGCCAUCAACUGAUUCUAUACAUAGUAAGGAAUCAUUAUUUUUUCCUCCAAAUUAUACUACUAAACGGACUGUUGGGGAAACAGAGGCGCAGAUACUCACAUCCUCAGGCGAUCCCAUGUUAUCAUAAAAAUAAAAUUACGUGGUGACAAAAUGGCAAGUUCAUAAUCUGGAUCUGCAUAUGCCUACUGCUUCCGUAAAUCUUCCUUUCUUCUUAAUUGGCUGCCAUGCAAUUGCCAUAAUCACAUCUUAGUGUACAGCAAUAUUGAAGAGCUUAAGAGGCCAGUUGAGAGAAAGAGAAGACUUUGGCUGGAACAAUUUGUGUAUUAGAGUUAAGAGUUUAGAGCAGGGAGUUGGAACAUGUGUCCUGGCUGCCCAGGUUGGCAGUGGUAUAUUUGCCUUCUCUAGUGGCAGUUCUUGGUCAAAUUUUAAUGGAUGCCAAAUCACCAGGAAACUCAAUAGACGUGUUAAUUACUGUGUGAGUGUGUGCAAGCUUGGACAAACUAGCUAUUGAAGUAUAUUAAUGGCAAAAGAAAAGAGCUAUUUGGAA
This is a messenger RNA of Juglans microcarpa x Juglans regia, 2127 nucleotides long. Its product is annotated as serine/threonine-protein kinase tricornered. The coding region runs from base 142 to 1707 and encodes 521 amino acids. NCBI's taxonomy places the organism in Eukaryota, Viridiplantae, Streptophyta, Magnoliopsida, Fagales, Juglandaceae. Gene Ontology annotation, biological process: intracellular signal transduction; peptidyl-serine phosphorylation. The record is from RefSeq and is a predicted model, not a curated record. Gene Ontology annotation, molecular function: protein serine/threonine kinase activity; ATP binding. The transcript is spliced from 13 exons.